This is a messenger RNA of Electrophorus electricus (electric eel), 1571 nucleotides long. RefSeq names its product keratin, type I cytoskeletal 19-like. Gene Ontology annotation, molecular function: structural molecule activity. The record is from RefSeq and is a predicted model, not a curated record. Gene Ontology annotation, cellular component: cytoskeleton. Lineage: Eukaryota; Metazoa; Chordata; Actinopteri; Gymnotiformes; Gymnotidae.
GCUGGAUCCUGCUGCUCACUCCAGGACACUCCAGUUCAGAGUAACUCCUCCGAAACGGUUUUCUCCUGAGUCUUUGCAAUCACCGAGUCGUCAGCAUGUCUAUCAGAACAACCAGUGUCAGGUCUACCAGAAGCAGCAUGUAUGGAAGUGGCCCCAUGACCACUUCUAUGAUCUCCCAGCGGUCUGCACCCAAAGCCUACAGUGUUUCUGGAGUCUCCUUCAGUAGCGGUGGUGGUGGACGUAUGUCCUCAUCCAUUUCAAGAAGCAAUGCUUAUGGCUUUGGUGGUGGACUGGGUGCUUCCAUGGGGGGGUAUGGAGGAGAUUCCUUCAACCUGUCUUCUGCCUUGGACUCGGAUACCGUCAGCUUGAAUGAGAAGGCUACCAUGCAGAACCUGAACGAUCGUCUGGCCUCCUACCUGGACAAGGUGCGCUCCCUGGAAGCUGCCAAUGCUAAACUGGAACUGCAGAUCCGUGAGUUCUACGACAAGCAAGGACCAGUUGCCCAGAGAGACUACAGCCACUACUGGGCCACCAUCAAUGACCUGAAGGACAAGAUCAAAACAGCAACCAUCACCAAUGCCAACAUCCUCCUGCAGAUUGACAACUCAAAGUUGGCUGCUGAUGACUUCAGAACAAAGUUUGAGCACGAGUUGAUGAUGCGCCAGUCUGUGGAGGCUGACAUCGCCAACCUGCGGCGCCUGUUGGACCAGACGACCCUGACUAAAGCUGACCUGGAGAUGCAGAUUGAAGGUCUGCAGGAUGAACUGGCCUACCUGAAGAAGAACCAUGAGGAGGAACUGGCAGCUCUAAGAACACAGUUGUCCGGUACCGUGAAUGUGGAGGUGGACGCUGCUCCUCAGCAGGACCUGAAUAAAAUUCUGGAGGAUAUGCGCUCUCAGUACGAGAGCAUAACGGAAAAACACCGCAGAGAGCAAGAGGCCUGGUUCAAUGAGCAGUCUGCAGCACUGACUGUAGAGGUGGCCGCCAACACAGAGACCAUCCAGACAUCCAAAACUGAACUCACAGACUUGAGACGAACUUUGCAGGGCCUGGAGAUAGAACUUCAGUCGCAGCUGAGCAUGAAAGCAGCGCUGGAGAACACAUUAGCUGAGACAGAGGCUCGCUACAGUAAUAUGCUAGCAGGCUUCCAGAAUCAAAUCCACAUUCUAGAGGGAGAGAUAUCCCAGGUCAGGGCCAGCAUCGAGCAGCAGCGGCAGGAAUACACCAUGCUUCUGGACAUCAAGACUCGUCUGGAGAAGGAAAUCAGUGUCUACAGGAGCCUUCUGGAAAAGGAGGAGACCAGGAAUCCCAGCACAGGUGGCUCCACCACCACCUCCACCACCACCGUGUCUAAAACAGUGCGUGUCAGCUAGACGUAGCACGCGACAGUCUGACACACUCACACAGUACAAGGCUCCUGUAUGUCAACGACAAAAUGAGUAAAGCAAGCAAAAAAAGGCAUUGUUAUAAAAUCUAGGAAAUAAAUGCUGACAGUUGAUAAUGAAGAAAAGCAUCUCGUUACUGCGUGUGAGAAACCUGUCUCUGAAAAUAAAGCUUCUGGAAACAAUGUA